AUGCCUUCUCAAGUAGCGACAUGUUUGCGCUUCGCGCGCCAGUUCUCAUCGGACCCGGUCAAGCACCAGCGCUUCCUUGCGCGGAACUUUUCCAGCAGUCUGCGUCGCGCCGCGAUCAACAAGGUCUUCGCCUCCGCCGAGGAAGCCACAAAGGACAUGAAGUCAAACACAACACUUCUCGCCGGUGGAUUCGGACUCUGCGGUGUGCCAGAUACGCUGAUCAAUGCGGUCCGAGACAAUACUUCCAUCCAGGGUUUGACCGUGGUGAGCAACAAUGCCGGUGUUGAUGGGUCAGGCUUGGGUCUGCUCCUGCAGUCCAAGCAGAUCAAGAAGAUGAUUGCUAGCUACGUCGGCGAGAACAAGACCUUCGAGCGCAUGUACUUGACCGGCGAGAUUGAGCUGGAACUCACUCCCCAAGGCACACUCGCUGAGCGCUGCCGCUCCGGCGGUGCGGGCAUUCCCGCCUUCUAUACUCCCGCUGCCUUUGGUACCGUUGUGCAGACCGGCGACCUUCCUUUGCGCCACAACAGCGACGGCACCGUUGCUCUUUACAGCAACGCUCGCGACACCAAGGUCUUCGAUGGCAAGAGCUACGUGAUGGAGGAGUCCAUCAAGGGUGACUAUGCCUUUGUUAAGGCGUGGAAGGCGGAUAAGCUGGGCAACUGUCAAUUCCGCUAUGCCGCGGCCAACUUCAACGGCGCUAUGGGCCGCAACGCGAAGAUGACCAUUGUCGAGGCGGAGCACAUUGUGGAGCCUGGCGAGAUCGAGCCUGCUGCGAUUCAUCUACCUGGUAUCUACGUCAAGCGCGUGAUCCAGAGCACCACUGAGAAGAAGAUUGAGAAGUACACCUUCGCCAAGGAAGAGGGUGCCGACACAUCGGCCCUGGGCAAGGGUGAUACUGCCAACAAGCGUGAGCGUAUCGUUCGCCGCGCAGCCAAGGAGUUCAAGAACGGCAUGUACGCCAAUCUCGGUAUUGGUAUGCCCAUGCUGGCUCCCAACUUUGUCGACCCCUCUGUGGAAGUGACUCUCCAGUCUGAGAAUGGUAUUCUUGGUCUCGGUCCUUACCCCAAGCAGGGACAGGAGGACCCCGAUCUCAUCAACGCCGGCAAGGAGACUGUCACCCUGAAGCCCGGUGCCUCGGUCUUUGGCAGUGAUGAGUCCUUCGGCAUGAUUCGCUCCGGUCGCAUCGAUCUGACCAUUCUUGGUGCUAUGCAGGUCAGCGCCAAGGGUGACUUGGCCAACUGGAUGCUGCCUGGCAAGAUCAAGGGUUUCGGUGGUGCCAUGGACCUCGUCUCCAACCCAUCUGCGACCAAGGUGGUCGUCACGAUGGAGCAUACCGACAAGAAGGGUAACCCCAAGAUUGUCAAGCAGUGCGAGUUCCCACUCACCGGACCCGCUUGUGUGAGCCGUAUCAUCACUGAUCUUUGUGUCUUCGACGUCGACUUCACCGACGGCUUGACGCUGAUCGAGCUUGCGGAUGGUGUGACUGUGGAGGAGGUCAAGGCCAAGACCGAGGCGCCUUUCAAGGUUGCCGAUGACCUGAAGCCUAUGUUGUAA
Messenger RNA from Penicillium diatomitis, 1557 nucleotides. Its product is annotated as 3-oxoacid CoA-transferase. The coding region runs from base 1 to 1557 and encodes 518 amino acids. The record is from RefSeq and is a predicted model, not a curated record. Gene Ontology annotation, biological process: ketone body catabolic process. The transcript is spliced from 2 exons. Gene Ontology annotation, molecular function: succinyl-CoA:3-oxo-acid CoA-transferase activity. Lineage: Eukaryota; Fungi; Ascomycota; Eurotiomycetes; Eurotiales; Aspergillaceae.